Trifolium pratense (red clover) is the source of this 1394-nucleotide messenger RNA. Its product is annotated as F-box/kelch-repeat protein At3g23880-like. The record is from RefSeq and is a predicted model, not a curated record. Bases 55 to 1341 code for a protein of 428 amino acids. Lineage: Eukaryota; Viridiplantae; Streptophyta; Magnoliopsida; Fabales; Fabaceae. Gene Ontology annotation, molecular function: protein binding. The transcript has a single exon.
CCGUCGGCACUAGCUACUACACUUUACAGAGUUGAAAUUUUUAGAAAAUUUCCAAUGAAAAGGAUUCAAAUUCAGUUUUUUGACGACUUCGAAGAAACAAUCUCAACUAAUAGUCAAGCCAGUAGGUUUAGUUUAACGGUGACGGGUUUGAUUAAUAUGUUAAAGAUCUUAUGUUCGAUCCUCUUCUCUGUUAUAAACAAAAAAAAUAUCUCAACUAAUAGACGGAAUUUAACCGGAACCCUAACAUCACUGCCGUCACUUCCCACUCUUCCUUUCGAUCUCAUUCCAGAAAUACUAAGUAGGUUACCGGUGAAACAACUCCUUCAACUGCGAUGCGUCUGCAAAUUGUGGAAAUCUCUAAUCUCCGAUCCCAAAUUCGCCAAAAAGCAUCUUGCUCUUUCAACCACAUUCAACCUGCAUGGCUUAGACAACCACUGCUUUCCAAAACGCGUCCUCAAGUCUUACUCACUCAACUCCUCUGUCUCGAUCGCACAGAUAGAUCUUCCUUCGAAAGGUUAUGUUCUCUUCCUUGGUUCUUGCAAUGGCAUCCUUUGUCUCGCAGAAGAAGGUGGUGGUGACUUAUUUCUGGUUCGAUUGUGGAACCCUUCCAUUAGAAAAUUUAAAGAAUUGCCACCUGUUAGAAAACCGAUUGUGGAACGCUACCAUUUGGGGAUGUCUGGGUUCGGACAUGAUCCAAUUAGUGAUAUUUACAAGGUUGUGGUUGUGUUACUUGCAUUUGAUAAUAUUCAUAACACUGGUAAUUAUUUUAGCGAGAAUGAAGUGAAGGUUCAUACUUUGGGUACCGAUUCAUGGAAAAGUGUUUCCAUGUUUCCUUUUGCUGGUGUCUUUGUUCAGAAAUUGGGGCAAUAUGCGAGUGGCAAAAUUAAUUGGUUGGUUUAUACAAAUAUCAUGCAAGGUCAAUGUUUUAUUGCUUCUCUUGAUUUGGGGAAUGAGUCUUAUCAAAAGGUUUUGCUACCUGAUGAUUCUGGUGAGGUAGAUCAAUAUGCAUUACAAUUGAGUGUUUUCAGGGACUGCUUGUGUUUGAUUUCUCGUGAAGAUGUUUGGGUUAUGAAGGAAUAUGGAAAUAAAGAGUCUUGGACUAAAUUGUUCACUAUUUCUUACAAUCAUUGUACAUCAUCUUAUUACAAUAUUCACCCAAAGUAUAUUUUUGAGGAUGACAGAGUGUUGCUUAGGUGUCGGAGGUGGCAAGAGAAUAAUAUUGAUGUCAGAUGGAAUUAUAUUUCUUACAAUUGUAAUUAUAAAAAUGACACUUCAAAGUUUAUCGAGUUUGAAUACAUCCUAGAAGUUUGCAUUGAGAGUUUGAUAUCACCUUGUUUCUAAUGCUAGGAUGUAAAUGUGGUGCUAUGUCACUUUAGCAUGAGAUUUAAUGAAAA